UACGCCGAGAUGGGACUACACAUAUUUUGGCCAGCAACUACAUGUUUGACCCUUUUUGUAGUUUGCAUUAUAAUGAUUAUACUCAAAUACGGUUCGCGUAUUUGUAAAUUACGGCAUACGCCGUUACCCUCGGAUCAAGAAUGGGAAGAAAAAGCAUAUUCACGAAAACUUUCCGUCUCUAUGGCGUAAAAAUAAGUAGAUAUCACCACUUGUUUUCAUAUCACUUUACAUGAAAAUUUUAACUAAAUCAAAAAACUUUAACAUGUAGAAACAUGCUUAUUUUAUCCAAGUAUAACAAUUUAUACUUAACCACUUAAUAUCAGAAUCUCUUAGAUGAAUAUCUAUAAAGUAAUACCAUUUUUCUAUUUUACAGUAGCAUAGUUGUGUGUCUAAAAAGUUAAUGCUACAUAUCUUUUAUACAUUACCUUUUAUAUGUAGUAUAAGUAUCGCUAACAAUUCCGUCCAUUUGUACAUGUAAUUUUAAUAAUUCGAGUCUCGAGAAUUGGCAGAACGUGUCAAUUAAUUACAGCAAUAAAAUUAGAAUUAAACUUCCGGAUCGUGACAUAAAAUAUAGAAAACUCAAAAAGUUAAUCAUUGUAUAACUUAAAAGAAAGACUAUAUCCGUCCAAUGUUUUAGUAUUAAAUGACAAUUUUAUCUAUAAACUUUUACACUUUUUAUAUGUGUUUUCUUUAUAAAUAAAGAAUGCUUGUCUUUAUAUAAAAUA
Molecule: messenger RNA, 725 nt
Organism: Osmia bicornis bicornis
Lineage: Eukaryota; Metazoa; Arthropoda; Insecta; Hymenoptera; Megachilidae
Gene: wrm2
Exons: 1
Coding region: 10-189 (59 amino acids)
Source: RefSeq, a predicted model, not a curated record